GUAACAGAAGAGGAGUUUGAAUUUUACGAGGCUUUACGCGCUCAAGACAGGCGGAAGAAGCUGGCGAGACAGAAGGAGGAGGAUAUGAUGCGCGAUGAGUUCCACAAGGCUCGAGAGGCUUCUCUGAAGGCGGGUUCUGCUUCCUCAAGCCACACGCAUCGCAGCACGGAGUCUGAAGGCAGCCUCUCAUCGGGAGGGAAGCCUUCACCUUUCUCUAUGCUAGGCUUGCAGAAACAACGCUCGAAAAUGUCGUCACCGUUUGGAGAUGAAUGCAUCUUUGAGGUGACAACCAAAGUAUUCCAAGAGAAACAAAGAAAGAGAGCUCUUGAGUCUCGUCCUUCCUUGCACCUGAUUAUCAAGAAGCCAAAGAGCGCCCAAUCUGCAACAACUCCUUCGGGGGAGAAGGCAGAGGACGCAAAAGGAGGCGAGGGAGAGGAGAAGGCUGCAGCAGCAGUUAGCAGUGAAAGCUCUUCCAAAGACUCAAAGGUUUCAAGCACUACUCCAGCUGAUGCAAAAGAGGAGGACAAGAAUGUUUUCGCCUCCCUUUGUGAAGCCUACGGAGACAGUGAUAGUGACGGCUCUGGAUAA
Messenger RNA from Eimeria maxima, 588 nucleotides. RefSeq lists its product as hypothetical. The transcript has 2 exons. NCBI's taxonomy places the organism in Eukaryota, Apicomplexa, Conoidasida, Eucoccidiorida, Eimeriidae. The record is from RefSeq and is a predicted model, not a curated record. The annotation marks the transcript as partial.